This is a messenger RNA of Pogona vitticeps (central bearded dragon), 1810 nucleotides long. It is a transcript of the gene WNT7A, whose product is annotated as Wnt family member 7A. The record is from RefSeq and is a predicted model, not a curated record. Gene Ontology annotation, cellular component: extracellular region. NCBI's taxonomy places the organism in Eukaryota, Metazoa, Chordata, Lepidosauria, Squamata, Agamidae. Gene Ontology annotation, biological process: positive regulation of JNK cascade; neuron differentiation; cell fate commitment. Gene Ontology annotation, molecular function: cytokine activity; frizzled binding.
CCGCCGCCGCUGCCGCCGCGAAGAGGAGCCGGGAGCGAGCCGAGGAGCCCCCCGUGCCUUUCCCCUAGCGCGCUCUCAAGGGUUACGUGUGACAGGCAUACAAAUCCGGAAUAGAGAGAGGCGGUGAAGAGAGACCCGCUGGAGGGCUCUGGUGUGAUCGCCGCUCGGGAUUUACAAACACACACAGAGAGAGACACAGACACACACAGACACAGACACACAGAGACACACGCACGCACCCAGCCCGCUCGCUCCGGGUGGCUCGGUUCGCAGGAGGGCCGGCCUGUUUUGUCUGCGCGACGGUGACCUGGCGUUGCCCUGUCUGAGGCACCGCGAAAUUGACCACCGCAGAAAGAGGGGGGAAAGAAGGAGGGGCGGCCAGGGGGCUCCCCAAAACUACGAGGUCGAUCGCCCCCCCUCUUUUGUUUUGGUUUUUGUUUGCUUAAAGACAUCAUUUCGCAUGUUGGCCUGAAAACCAACAACAAACGAGGAAUAUGAACAGGAAAACCAGACGCUGGAUAUUCCACAUCUUUUUGAGUCUAGGGAUUGUCUAUAUAAAAAUUGGGGGCUUUUCCUCCGUCGUGGCUCUGGGAGCCAGCAUCAUCUGUAACAAGAUCCCGGGUUUAGCUCCUCGGCAGAGGGCGAUCUGCCAGAGCAGACCCGAUGCCAUCAUCGUGAUCGGCGAAGGCUCCCAAAUGGGCAUCAACGAAUGCCAGUUCCAGUUCCGCAAUGGGCGGUGGAAUUGCUCGGCCUUGGGCGAGAGGACGGUCUUCGGAAAAGAGCUGAAAGUGGGUAGCAGAGAAGCAGCAUUUACCUACGCCAUCAUUGCUGCUGGAGUAGCCCACGCGAUCACUGCUGCCUGCACCCAGGGCAACUUGAGCGACUGUGGCUGUGACAAGGAGAAACAGGGACAGUACCACAAAGAUGAAGGCUGGAAGUGGGGAGGCUGCUCUGCUGAUAUCCGAUAUGGAAUAGGAUUUGCCAAAGUGUUUGUGGACGCAAGGGAGAUCAAGCAGAAUGCGAGGACCCUCAUGAACUUGCACAACAACGAGGCAGGGCGAAAGAUCCUUGAAGAGAACAUGAAGUUGGAAUGCAAAUGCCACGGAGUCUCAGGAUCAUGUACUACUAAAACCUGCUGGACAACUCUUCCAAAAUUCAGGGAGCUGGGCUAUAUCCUGAAGGACAAAUACAAUGAAGCAGUUCAGGUAGAACCAGUGAGAGCAAGUCGUAAUAAGCGUCCAACGUUUCUGAAGAUAAAGAAACCACUCUCCUACCGUAAACCCAUGGAUACCGAUUUAGUGUACAUAGAGAAAUCACCUAACUACUGUGAAGAGGAUCCUGUGACCGGCAGUGUGGGAACACAGGGCAGAAUGUGCAACAAAACAGCACAGCAGACCAAUGGCUGUGACCUAAUGUGUUGUGGGCGAGGUUACAACACCCACCAAUAUUCAAGAGUGUGGCAGUGCAACUGUAAAUUUCAUUGGUGCUGUUAUGUUAAAUGUAAUACAUGCAGUGAACGAACAGAAGUGUAUACCUGUAAAUGAAAAUGUGGCUUGGGAGGGGGAAACCCUAAGGCCCUGGAAUAAAGCCUUUUUUUUGCACAUAAGCUCAGUGUACCUACACAAGAUUGUAGCAAAGACCCACACUGUUUCCCACAGGAAAAGCCACCGAAUGGAUUCUCAUCUCCCUCUCUUAAAGACUCAGCUGUUAUGUCGAUACUGAUCAAAGGCUUAGAGGAAUAGUUCAAAAGACAAAACAAGAGGAUUCUUUUAAAAAGGAAAAAAAAGAAAGAAAGAAAGAAAGAGGAAAC